AUGUCCUCACAACAGCCACAGGCAGUCCGUUUUCGGUAUUUGCCAGAUACUUUGAAGGCACAAGUUCCAAAACACGUCACUCAUGCCAUUAUUGAUUCCUCGGUCACGUUUGUUGACAAGGAAGCCUUUUCCCGCAAGCGCAAACUUUUGGAAGUCAUCUUUGGCAGCAGCAGCAGCGAGCAGAAUAGCAACUUGCUAACGAUUGGGUAUGACGCCUUUUCCAACUGUCGACUAUUGUCACGCCUCCAUUUGCCAACCACCGUUAUUGAAAUUCGAGACGAUGCCUUUGCCAAUGGCAAGAGUCUAGUGGAAGUCAAGUUACCCCACGGCCUCAAAUGGAUAGGGGAACGAACCUUUGCCGAUUGUACGAGCCUGAAGCUCAUCCAGAUCCCGUCGACAGUGGAAGAAUUGGGCUUUCGGAUCUUUGUCAAUUGUCGAAAUUUGGUGUCGGUCGAGUUGACGGAAGGUUUGUUAGUGAUUGGCGAAAAAGUUUUUGAGCAUUGUACUUCCUUGAGAAAUGUUGCGGUGCCUUCUACGGUAGAAGUAGUGGAAGCGAAUGCCUUUUUGAAUUGUCUAAAGUUGGAACAACGCUUUCCCUAUACCGAUGAAUUGCACGAAGCAUUGAGACAUCGAUUUGACGACUGCCCCUUGCAUCGAAUAUGUUAUGAACAAGCCUUUCCACAAGUGAACGCGACUGCAAUGGAACUUGACGAUAUGCAGUGGUCUACUGAAACUGCUAGUUUGGAUUGCUUUGGUAUGACGCCACUUCACAUGUUGUCGCUGUCGACGGUGCCCAACGUGCAACUGUUGAAAGAUUUGUUACAACAGCUUCCUAACCGCACCCAGUUGGCCUGCACAAAGGAUAGAUGGAACCAAUCGCCCUACGAUUACUUGUUUUUGGAGUUGGACACCAACAAGACAUCGGGGGCAAGGGAACUGAUGGAGCACAUGAUCGAGGUAACCCUUCUCCAUCCGACGCAAUCCUUAGGGCUGGAUAGAUGGAGACGAGACAUUUGGAAUCGCGUCGACUUUUUCCAAACGAAUAAUGAGGCCAACACCUUGACGGCUGAUCGGAUUCAUACAGCCUAUGAAAAGCUUUCACACUACUGGCAAUUGGAAAUCUAUUCGUUAUUGGAGUUGGCCAUUUGGGAAAGCACAAUGGAUGAGCAAAGACGACAAGGAGAAGUCGUGGAUCGACAAGGUUGUCGCAUUCAAUGUGGUGUCCAAGUGAUUCUACCACACGUCAUGGCUUUUCUAAAGGAUCAAGAUUGGCUCGUUGUUGGCUUUGGGAUAGAAACUAAAGUCGACUAA
Molecule: messenger RNA, 1311 nt
Organism: Cylindrotheca closterium
Lineage: Eukaryota; Bacillariophyta; Bacillariophyceae; Bacillariales; Bacillariaceae
Source: the annotation of a GenBank genome assembly